Molecule: messenger RNA, 4557 nt
Organism: Suillus fuscotomentosus
Lineage: Eukaryota; Fungi; Basidiomycota; Agaricomycetes; Boletales; Suillaceae
Exons: 13
Coding region: 241-4422 (1393 amino acids)
Molecular function (GO): protein binding
Source: RefSeq, a predicted model, not a curated record
GUCGCUAUCAGUCUCGUACUAAUACUUCUCUCUCCCGCAGCGGCUAUAACUUAUUCUUCAUCUGCAACAGCACCGGCCUCUAAAAUACAGAUAUCCGACAUUGAAACAGCCAACCAUUUAUUCAGAGACACCGUCUGUGCCGCCUUAUCAUCGGUACCGACAUACAACACAGCCGAGACGAUCUCGAGGAGGAGUGAUUUUAUCACCCCCAGCGAUCGUUCAGUCCGAUAAACCUAGCGCAUGACCUUGCUCCAUGUCUACUUUGCACUACGCAAGCAGCAAUCCUUUCACCGCCUGCUCAAUGGCGGUCCUGGACAACCUUCCACAUCUGUCAGCACCAGCAGCGGAAAAUCAUGGAAGCGCGCGGGGGUACUGAACAGAGGAAUGGCCCUCGAAAUAAAUGCUCUCGAUACCCUUGGCAGGUCAGUCCUGCACCUGGCAUGCAGCUCCACUGAGACUUCAAGCCUGGAAUAUGUCCGCAUGCUCCUCGCCCACCCAGCUAUCAACGUGAACAUACUGGACAAGGAGAGUCAUUGGACGCCCUUACAUAGGGCGCUAUAUGCGGGAAAUAUCUCUGCUGCGAUCCUUCUUUUGAAGCGCCUGGAUAUCGAUACCUCCAUCAAGGACUUAGAAGGCUAUACUGCACAUGACCUCUACAACUCAACUGUGAAAUCUGCAAAGCCCACUGAGGACGAAGAGACUCUUGCCGAACUGUUUACCUGGGGUACAAACAGAAACGCAGCAUUGGGGCUGGGCGAUGGAAAUGACAGGGCAUAUCCAGAUGAGGUCGUCAUUCCCCGUAAGGACGAUGUAGCACAUCAGCACAACAGGUCCCUCGACGACCGCUUCGCCCCAAUUCACGUCCGGCAAGUGUCAAUGUCCAAGCUUCAUACAGUUGUACUCACUUCCGAGCCUCGGGAUAACAUCCGUGUGUGCGGCUUUGGCGGUGGAGGACGUUUAGGGCCAAGUCAACAUACACAGUAUGCCCUCAUGCCUCUUCCCGACAUCAAACACACCAUUGAAUCCGUUGCGCUUGGCCAAGACCACACCCUCGCGCUCACUUCAACUGGAGAAGUUCUCACAUGGGGACUAAAUCGCUUCCAUCAGCUUGGAUACGUCAUUGAGGUCUCAUCCUCGGCUAAACAAGAUGAGCAUAUCCAGGCUACACCACGAAAAGUCGGCUCAUUGAGGAGAGAGUUUGUCAAAGGUGUUGCAGCGUGCAAAACCGCUUCUGGUUGCUGGACAGAUACGGAAGUAUGGACGUGGGGCACGAACGGCGGGCAACUUGGGUACGACAAGGCGCUAGUGCCCGUCCAAGUGCUCCCUCGUAAAGUCUCCAGUAUAGUGAAGCCUGUUCGCGCAAUAGUGAUGACGGAAACCCUCAUGGCAUGUCUACUUCUCACGGGCGAAGUCUUGUGUGCUUGGUCUGGAGGGAUUUCCAAGAUUAGUUUCCCCACUCAGAGAUUCCCUUCAGAGAUCUCUGUUUAUCGCCCCCCGCAAGCAAUCAAGGGUCAGACCAUCACAAAGCUCAGGAGCUGUGAUGACACCAUCGCCGCCCUCUCAUCGAAUGGGGAAGUAUUCACGUUUACUUCACAACCUAUUGGAGAAGUCGAUUCCGCAAAGAGUUCCCCUGCUUUCAAGCCUCAACGUAUAUGGGCCCUGAGACGUCAGUUCAGUGCGGUGCAGGACGUUGAUAUUGGGGCCGAUGGAACUGUCAUAGUCUGCACUCAGUCUGGACAUGUUUACGUCCGCUUGCGGAGCGCCAAGGGAGGUCAGGGUUCCGGUGCCAAAGCAUUCAAAUUCCAGCGCAUACCGUACAUACAGCGUGCUGUUGCUGUCUGUGCAAACAGCACAGGGGCGUUUGCGGCUCUGCGCGUCGAUUUUAAACCACUUCCCAUCCACGUCACUGCACAUUCAUUUUCAUGUGAUAUUACUAAGAUCCAACCAUACCUAGGUCCGUCAUCGCGUGCGGAGGCACUGUCUGCCACACCAAACAUGGCGACACCUCUCUUGGAUGCUGAUGAAGAUGGCGAGGACGCGUUGAUCCUGGACGAUAUCGGAGAUCUAUCGAAGUUACUCCAGGUUCUAGACCAACGCAAGAACGCGCCAGAUAUCGUCUUGCCCUAUAAUGCCGACGUGGUUGUUGUCACCCCUGGUCCACUGCACCUUCCAGCUCACCGACUCAUUCUCGCUGUGAGAUGUCCAGUAUUGGGCAACAUUUUGCAUACCGGACAACCAUUAAAUGAUAAAUCUUCAGGGAUUGAGGUCAGUCUCGUCCCAGGAGACAGGAUCCACAUUCAAAUCAUUGGAUGUCAUCCGUUCACAGUCCUUAUUCUCCUUCGAUACUUCUACUCGGACCAGCUCCUCGCUAUUUGGGAUUUACGCAUCGGAACCCCCUUUAUGUCCCAAUUUCAAACAUUUGCUGUGAAACCUGUAGCAAUCAAGGCGGAACUUCAAUCACUUGCACGUAUAUUCAAUCUUCAGCUUCUUUUGAAAGCACUUCAAUCGCCAGGGAAGCGAAUCCCCACUCCUUCACAGGCAGAAGACUUCCGCCUGCUCUACCAGAAAACCCAGUUAACCGGUCAUUUACGGAAUAAUACAAGAGAAGACUCCCUUGCGCCCGACGUCGCGCUCCACCUCGCUGACCAGGUCAUCGUUUGGAGUCAUUCAGUGGUGCUACAAGCUCGCUGUCAAUUCUUCGCCAGCUUCUUUGAAAAUAGUGUGUGGACAUCUAAGCGUCGUGAUAAAUCGGGUAUCAUCGACAUUGAUCUCAAGCACUUGGAGUGGCAGGUCAUGCAAUAUGUCGUUCGAUGGAUGUGUUAUGGAGACGAGAACUUGUUUGAAUCCCUUGACUUUGUGCAAGGGGUAGAUGACGUGCUAUCCUUCAUGUUCUCUGUUCUUUCCGCAGCGAACGAACUUCUACUCGAUCGCCUGAUGCUUCUAUGUUCACAAGUCAUUUUGAAGUAUCUCGAUGUUUAUAAUGCGUGCUAUUUGCUCGCUGAUGCAACGCACAUCAACGCGACCCAUCUCGUUGAACGUUUGCAAAGUUACAUCACUGCAAAUCUGGAGAUGAUGCUAGAGGGUAGCAUGUUCGAGGACCUUGACAUUUCCAUUGUGCGGCAACUUUCCAAGUACAUCCGCAGCGCACAGAUGACAAAGUCUCCGGUCUCUCGUUCUAACCUGCUGGCAAACGAAGCGCUACGGAAGCACGCCGGAUGGCUUGCUCGACAGGAUAUUCCAGUCGUGUUUGAACCUGUAGACAGGCCACAGGUUCACAGGGAUUCUCCAAAGUCAUUGACUGCGAGCCCAAUGAAGACUCGCCCGAUUUCAAGUCUGUCUGUGCAUCCGGCAGCAGAUUCGCCCAAGGCCACUGAUACUGGACCGUCAGGAGACGAGUUGUUCGUGAUGGACGAAGUACCUUCGUCGGAUACUCCUAAUCAUCAGGUACCUGUGGUUGCUGAACUGUCUGGAUCGGUACCGGUAUGGAAACGGUCCAUCUCCACUCCCAGGACCGAUCUCAAGGCCAUUAUGGCAGAGGCUGAGAACACCAAGAUAUCCGGUGUUCCAAACAGAGCAACACACGGUGCUAUGGCCAAACCUAGUCAGGAGUCUUUGAAACAGGUAGCUACGCCAAAGCGUAGGACCGUGAGCUCAUCGCUGAAGCCUGAUGCAUCACUGACACCGCGUCGAACGCCGUCUGAUCUUGACUUGGGGAAGUCUUCGCUCCCCGAAUCAUCCGCCGCCACGAAGCUAACGCAUGCGAGAACACCUCAGCGGCCGGUUCCUCAAGCCGUAUCUUCAUCUUCAAAGUCCCAGCCGAAUGCAUCUUCACUCGGCCCUGUCUUUUCCCCCGUUCGACAGGUGCCUUCGACGUCCAGCUUACCAGGUCCCCGACGUGUUUCAAAUACGGGUGCCGCAUGGACACUUCCGCCUGUUCAGCCAGUGGUGCAACCGAGCGUUACAGAAUCAUCCUCACUUUCAUUUGCUGAGAUACAACAAUUACAGCUUCUGCAGGGCAUGCCUGCGUCCAAGGACAAGCGAUCGCUUGUCGAGAUUCAAGAAGAGGAGCGAGCCAUUCAACUAGAGGCAGACUUCAUGAAAUGGUGGGCAGCGGAAGAGGCGCGUACUCGAGCAGAAGCGCACAGUGCUCCUGAAACGCAAACGCAACGUGCUACUCCUUCUAGGAGUAAGAAUAGAGGGGGGAAGAAGCGAUCUUCCGGUGCUCGCUCGAAGCCUGGUGAAACGCACCCUGCUCAUGGUUCUAGCCGUUCCAAGGAGGGGGGAAAGCACUCCAUGGUACCGGCAACUGACGGUGCAAUGCCGCAGGCUGGAGGAUCUGGCCCGAAGAGUCGAAAGAAACAGGAGGCUGCUAGGACGGCGGUGGAUGAUUCCAUCCAUGUUCAACGGACCAAGGGGCGGUGAACCGUGUAGCAAGCCUCCAGCCAGUUCCCUUAGAGCAAUAGUAUGGACUAUGGGGUCGUUGGAAGGAAAUCGAAGCGAUACCUAAUUGCCUGAAGUCUGAAGAUACGUAGAUGUAUGCGAAUGCCAGGAGCUUGG